Messenger RNA from Ectocarpus sp. CCAP 1310/34, 2106 nucleotides. The record is from the annotation of a GenBank genome assembly. Lineage: Eukaryota; Phaeophyceae; Ectocarpales; Ectocarpaceae.
CUGACACACACCACAUAGCUCUGCGUGAUGGGUCCAGGCUCCGUGGCUAUGCUUCUUGCGACAGCCUGGCGACCUUCAGCCGGGUUCGGGUUCGUCCAUCAUGCCAUCACGGCAACGGGAGCGCGAGCCCCCUCGUUUUUGUUAACAGGGGUAGGAGCGAGAGGGAAGGGGCAAGCUAGGAGUUUCUACGACGGGAGGCGGGGGCGGCUCCAGACUCCGGCCCCGGCAAGCGGCAGGAGUCGGAGUUUGAUAGCCAUGAGCGAGGGUAGCUCUCCAGGGGUAACGCUUCCCGAAGCACCCGCCAGCGCGGGGGAGGGCGCAGCGGGAGGCGCAGGGGCAGCCGCUCUGGCGGCGGGGACUGGAGGAAGGGCGAAACGCACGAGAGUCAAGGCAAUAAUGGAGGCGACGGACGAUGCCUUGCUGGGGAAAACGGUGGCUGUGAAGGGGUGGGUCCGCACGAAGCGAGACCAGAAGGCCUUUUCGUUCGUGGAGGUUAACGACGGCUCUUGCAUGAAGGGGGUACAGGUGGUCAUUCCGCAGGACGUGCCUACCUACGCGGCAGUGGAGAGGCUGACGACGGGCGCCUCGGUGUCUGUUACGGGGGUCGUCGUGGAGUCCCCCGGGAAGGGGCAGCGCUUCGAGGUCAAGGCGCAAGAGGUGCAUGUUGUCGGAGAGUGCCCCACGGAGUACCCCCUGCAAAAGAAGCGCCACACCCUAGAGUUCCUCCGGGGCAUCGCACACCUCCGCCCGCGGACCAACACCAUCGCCGCCGUCGCCAGGGUCCGGUCCGCUCUCGCCCAGGCUACCCACGACUUCUUCCGAGCGGAGGGGUUCCUGUACCUCCAGUCCCCCAUCAUCACCGCCUCCGACUGCGAGGGGGCCGGCGAGAUGUUCCGUGUCACCACUCUGCCCUCCGAGGUGUCCAAGGUGCCGACCCUUGAGGACGGUUCCACGGACUACGCCCAGGAUUUCUUCGGGAAGCCGGCGUUCCUCACCGUGUCCGGACAGCUGUCUGGGGAAACCCACGCCUGCGCGCUGGGCGACGUGUACACGUUCGGGCCCACGUUCCGCGCCGAGAACAGCCAGACGACAAGGCACCUCGCCGAGUUCUGGAUGAUCGAGCCAGAGAUGUCGUUCGCGGACCUCCGGGAUGACAUGGACAACGCGGAGGCUUUCGUGAAGCACGUGGUCUCUCACGCCAUGGAAGUGUGCGGCUCCGACCUUGAGUUCUUCAACAAGUUCUACGACAAAGAGCUCCUCCAGAGGCUCCAGCGGAUAAAGGACAAGCCUUUCGUCAGGGUGCGGUACGCCGAUGCGGUGACUGCUCUCCAAGAGGAGAUCGCCAAGGACCCUUCCAAGUGGGCGUUCCCUGAUGUUUCCUUCGGGACCGACCUGCAGACGGAGCACGAGCGCUGGCUGGCGGAGACGCGCUACAAUACUGCCGUCUUCGUGUACGACUACCCCCGCGACAUCAAGGCCUUCUACAUGAGGGACAACGACGACGGGAAGACGGUGGCGGCGAUGGACCUGCUCGUGCCCGGGGUUGGCGAGCUGAUUGGUGGGAGCCAGCGCGAGGAGCGGCUAGAGCAACUUGAGGCGAAGAUGGUGGAGUUCAACUUGAGCCCCGAUGACUAUUGGUGGUACAACGACCUGCGCAGGUACGGUAGCGUGCCGCACGCGGGCUACGGCCUCGGGUUCGAGCGGUUGGUUUGCUACGUCACUGGCGUUGAGAACAUCCGGGAUGCCAUCGCCUUCCCGCGAUCGCCGGGCAGUGCAGAGUUUUGAUUGUUGUUCUGAUUUAUAGUCACACGUCUAGAUUCGUUCUAUUUUAGUCUUCCAGUGUAGUUCGCUCUAAAUGUCGUAGUUUUCUUUCUGGACGUCGCGUCUGGCCCGUCUUGCGGUAUUGCUCUACCUGGAGCAUCAACAGAUAAAGGGAAGUUACAUGGGACACCUUCCGUGUUCUUGCCACACCUCUUUUUUUUGCUGUGUCGGAGAGCUAGCUGCGAUUAGAGCUAGCUGCGAUUGAUUUAGAUGCGAAUGUAUGGAAGUGGAGGCCACCCAGUGUGGCAAGCUGCAAGCGGUAGUUUUUUAACCCAACAUUCCGAA